AUGUCCACGGAAAUGAAACAGACGUUGGCGAGUAAGCUAACAGACGACGAAGCCGGAGUAGGGCAAAUCUCUGUAUAUGCAGACGUUGAAGCCGACAGAACAUAUCGUAAGAAAGUGGAUUUCUGGGUUCUGCCGUUGUUGUGCUUGAUGUACUUUUUUGAUUGCAUGGAUCGGAGCAAUCUAGCAAAUGCAAAAACGGACGGCAUCGAUGAUGACUUGAACUUCAAAGGAAACGAUUACUCUCUCAUUAUUCUGAUAUUCUAUAUUCCAUUUGGUCUUUUCAAUCUACCAUGGAAUUUAUUAAUCAAACGAUAUUCUGGGCGAUGGACGCUUUCCACCACUAAAGACUUCGGGUCUCUCCUCGCGAUUAGAGUCAUCCUAGGCGUGUUUGAAGCGGGAUUUUUUGCUGGAGCAACGUAUUAUUUGACGACAUUCUAUACACGUGGGGAGAUGGGAUUUCGUCUGGCUAUCAUACAGUCAUUUGCCGUACUUGCCUCUGCAUUUAGUGGUCUAAUAUCGUUUGGUGUAUUCCAAAUCAACAGUCCUACCGUCCACGGCUGGCAAUGGCUUUUCAUCAUUGAGGGCGCAAUGACCUUGCUCACUGGGCUCGUGGGAUUCGCCAUCCUGCCAGACUCGCCACAUACUGCCUGGUUCUUGAAUGACCGCGAAAAGGAGGCAGCGAGAGCUCGGCUACUACGUGACUCCUCGUCAGAGGUAGACACAGGAUUUAAUCUCAAAGAUUGCUUUCGAUCCUGGAAUGAUUGGAAAUUUCCGAUUUGGUGCAUUAUUACAUUCACAUAUCCAGUUGCCUAUGCUACCGCGAUGAACUUCUUCCCACUGAUCGUUCAACGCCUCGGAUUCUCUGUCAUAAAGACCAACCUAUGGACUGUAGCGCCUAACCUUGUCGGUACAGUAGUUUUACUAUGUGUUGCGAAAUCUUCGGAUUAUUUUCGCGAACGAACGUUCCAUAUUGUCUUCUCUCUGUCCUUGUCCCUGGUCGGAAUGGUCAUGCUUGCUGCUAUCGAUGUUCUGGAAAAUAAAGGGGUCGCUUAUUUUGCUUGCUUCCUCAUGGCAGCGGGUGCAUAUAUUCCAUCCUCUUUGGUUCAUGCGUGGCACAACAACAACAAUGUCCACGAAAACUCUCGCGCAGCUAAUACAGGGUUCUUCGUGGGCUUGGGUAACCUGGCGGGUAUUUUGAGCGCAGCCACUUUUCGAACUGAAUAUGCCCCAAAGUACAUUCCUACUCUGGUCGCCACUUGCUGUUGUAAUGCCGUGUGUAUCGUUUUUGUGAUAGGGCUUGGCCUAUGGAUGCGCAUUCAAAAUCGACGACGAGAUCGGGAGCAGGGAUCAAGAUUAAGGGAGGGCUAUUUGAACACCAGUCAGUUCAAGGAAGGCGAAGAAAGCCCCGAAUGGCGAUAUUUCCUUUACAAAAGCUUCACCCGCGCCGAACAUCUUCGUCGCCAUGCUCUUAAUCAUGACCAACCACGCAAUGGGUUUACAUGUGAGCGCUGCACCGUUCAUUUCCAACGCCCUGAUCUUCUAGCUCGACACAUGGAGCGCCACACAAAACGAGACGCCGAAGCUGGUGGGCCUGGACUUGGGCGAGAAAUGCGAUCGGUAGGACGCUCUACGAUCUCUACUACAAGUUCCUCCGACCGGGGACUGAUAGAAGAUGAUGAUCCUUUUCUGGAUGAGGCACCUCUAUCACCACCGGGCUCAGGUACAGAUCCAACCUCCCUGGAUAUCGAUGAUUCGGAUCCUUUCCUCGCCCCGAUGAUGCCCGGAAGGCCAUUUGAGCCAUAUGUGGAACCGAUUCCAGGGCAGUUCGACGCUGCGGAUGGAUCAUUCAAUAUUGGGCUCAACGAAAUGGGUUCCUUUUUCGGCAUGGACACCGCAACUGACUUCAACUUGCCCUUCGCUGCGACGGACAAUUAUAAUUGGUUAUUUGAUGUCGCUUCUCUCGACGACGCAUUUCAUCAUUUUGACUUUCCACUCGGGUUUGACGCUGGGCCAUUCCCGGACACUAUGGAUACUGAAUAUAGUCAGGUCAUUGACAAAUAUGAUGGCCCCUCGGCAUUGCUUGAGGUUGCUUCUAUGAUGAACAAGACGCAGACAUCACCACAGCGCCCAAUUUCCCCCGAUAGCCCAGAAAUUAUUGGCAUGGACUGGAUGUCUGGUUCAUCGUAUUUAGGCCCAAAUCCCUCUCCGCGGCUACCACAGCUAUCGGAGAAUGCUUGCCAACGAGUUCUUGCCCUGGUGCAGCAGACGCGCCCUAUAGGUCUUGAUAGUCAACCAAUGGCUCUUGACUCGCACCUACUUUCUCUCCCUGCGUUGCAGAGCUACAGUGACUUUUUCUUUUCUCGUUUCAAUGUGACAUAUCCACUUGUGCAUCAGUCAACUUUUAAUCCCGACCUUGUUGAUCCAGUAUUUCUCGCGGCUGUAUUGUUCAUGGGUGCUACAUACAGUACGCGAGAAGCUCAUCAGCUAGCCGUUGGAAUCCAUGACAAUCUGCGAAAUCAACUCCUUUGCCAUCAAGACUUUUCUCCGCAACCAGACCUCUGGGUCCUGCAGACAAUGCUUCUUAUCGACUGCUUCGGAAAAAUGAGAGCAGGGCCAAAGCAAAGAGAACGUGCUCAGCUAUUCCACUGCGUGUUGAUCAAAUUGAUUCGUCGAAGCACCUGCUGCAAUAUUCACGACUCCCCAACUUUACCACGAUCGGAUGAUUUAGACUAUGCGUGGCGAUAUGCAAUGGUUGAGGAGCAGCGGAAACGCCUGGCAAUGCUUUGCUUUAUGUGGGAUACGCAGCACGCCGUACUCUUUUCUCAGUCUCUCUGCAUGUCCGCAUUCGAGAUACGGUCUUCAUUACCAUGCAGUGCCGCUAUUUGGGAAGCAACAACGGCUCAAGAAUGGGCGCAUUUGGCCUCUCGUGAGACAAAUCGCCCUUUCCUAGCAGUUCUCAAGGGAUAUAUUACUCCCAGCGCAGUCUCCAGACCCCGCGAUUUGAAUGUUUUCGCCCGCACGGUCAUCCUCCAUGGAUUAAUGUCAGUUUCCGCUGAUCUCAAACGUCGUGAUCAAACAACCCUCCGGUCGGAAACGCCCGAAAAGGUUGGGGCCUGGACCCCACGUAUGAGCCGGUCCUACGACUUAUGGAAAGUGGACUUUGAUGCAGAUUGCUUAAGUAUGAAGCUAGCUCAAACAGCAGAUCCGCAGAGGUUUACUGGCUUGAAAAUGGCUGCCCAUGCUUUAUAUCAUGCCUCUUGUCUUGCGUUGAACGUUGAAAUUCUCGACUUGCAAAUUGUCGCCGGCGCCAAACAGAUUCUAGGGAGGAAUAUUACACCAGCAGAUCAGUCACGGUCCCAGCGAAAGAUCUUCCAGUGGCUGCAUGAAGAUUCCAGCGCGGCGUCUAUCGCUGCACGGCAUGCAUCAUUUCUCCUACAAGAUGCAGUUUUAAGUCUACAUGACUGGGACCAUACAGAUGCGUUCCAUUUCCCAUGGUGUUUGUAUCUUGCUACACUGGCCUGUUGGGUCUUCCAUCGCGGAAUGGAUAUUUCUUCGUCGGAGAGCCGAAUUCACACAGACCUCUCGUCUCUGAUUGUGAUGAUGACGAACUGCCCAAGUGCUACUGAGCUAACAGCUUUGUCCGGAAAGUAUGACCCCAAGCCCCUAGCAUCGGCAAUGGCCCAGCAACUAGCUACUGUUCGGUGGGCUGUAGUACAUGAUGCUAUGAAAGUCUUAGUUGGAUUGUCUUGA
Molecule: messenger RNA, 3750 nt
Organism: Penicillium waksmanii
Lineage: Eukaryota; Fungi; Ascomycota; Eurotiomycetes; Eurotiales; Aspergillaceae
Product: MFS transporter/fungal specific transcription factor domain-containing protein
Exons: 10
Coding region: 1-3750 (1249 amino acids)
Biological process (GO): transmembrane transport; DNA-templated transcription
Cellular component (GO): membrane
Molecular function (GO): zinc ion binding; transmembrane transporter activity; DNA binding
Source: RefSeq, a predicted model, not a curated record